UAACUGCUAGUACGUGAUUCGAACUGCAGACAAAGUUUUUCUAAACUUCUCUCAAGUGAUUGCAUCUAAACUACGAGAUUUGCAUACUUAAAUGAAUAAUGUUCUUUAAGUGAUUUAUGACAACAAUUUCAUUUAUAGUUCUUUGCAUUAUGCUGGAAAUUAUUUACCGCCAAUAGUCACGACCAAUUGCACUGAGUUGUACCUAAAAAUAUUUAUUUACGUGAUGUUUUCGCUGGGAGCUAAUUGUAUUACACGUUUACCUAUUUCCAAUGCAACUGAAUAGCCGAAACUUAAAUGCCCUGCACAGGGUAUAAUUUACCCAUACAACUUCAUGUCGAAAUCUAGGCAAUUUAAAGCGAACAAACAAAACUUUUGAUAAGGCUAAGGCCAAAGUAUUGGCCGAAAACCACGUAAAAUGCUCACAAAGAGAUGAUAGCCGCACAUGGAGAAUUUUCGGCACUGAUAAGUAGUAAAGUAUUUCAUUAAUUCAGUAUAGUUACGGUUUUCAAUGGAGGUGGAAUUAAGUCAGAGGUGCUUCCGAUAAGUGUGUGUGCGUGUGCUUCUGAUGCAAAUGCCGCGCAAUCGAUAGCGUAAUUGAAUUCAAUGCGAACUCCGCAGUGCCUGAAGCGCUGGAUGCGCCCCUACAUCUGUCUCAUGGAGCUGCCAAUCAACCGACCUGGAAGCGGGAACCUGCUGCUGGGACUCACCUCCGUGGUGGGUCUCAUUGGAGCCGCCUAUCUGCUGCAGUGUGGCGCCCAGCAGCUCUUGGGCAAACUAGCCAGUAAGAAGUGGAGGAAGGAGGAGUCCAGCAGCGAGGAUCACGCCUGCAACGUCUGCUGUGCGGACCUGGAACUGAGCAGUGCCAAAAACUACGUGACAUGUUGCACCUGCGGAAAAUCGGUUUGCCGCGGGCCGAAAUGCGCCGACUGGCGGCCCAAGGACGCCAAGUGGGAGUGCCAGCUGUGCCAGAGCUCCAAGGAGUCGCUGGCCCACACCUCCUCGUGGGUGGCCGAGCAAAUGUCCUUCAACCAGCACAAGUUUGUCUAUCCGAUGAGGGCCAGGAGCGAGGUGUACAUACCGAUUGUGGGCGAUGGCAACGACAGCAGCAUGCAAUUCGAGAGCGUUAGCCAGAUUGGACAAACCGCCCACAUGGACGAACGGGCCAAGAUCCGCGAGUACGUCGAGGAGAUUGUGGCCGAAAUGCUGGGCGGCAAUUUGGACCACGUCAAAGUGGGGCAGCUGUCCAAGAGUGAGAACUACUUGCAACUCUUUGAUAAAUUCCAUGCGAAGCUGAGUAACCUCCUUAUCAAUGUGGAAAACAGUUUGUGGGCGCGUGCGCUCAGGGGAGAUCUGCCGGCCAUCGUAAAUGGCCAUACCAACAAUAAUAAUAACAACAACCAUGCGGACUCCGAGCUGGCCGACCUCUCGCAGACCCGACUACGCAGUCUCAUCGAGACCAUCAUAGCGGAGACCCUGCGGAGCUCCUCCCUCAGCGCCAGCGGAGCCGUCUCGGAGAUCAGCCUGGACACCAGGUCCCACGUCUCCGAGCUGGCCAAUGGCAACGGUCUGAAGCGGCGCCAUCGCACCGAGCACUACUUCGAGCCGAAGAUCUACCAGGAUCUGCUGGCCACAGCGGUGCUAAAUAAGAUUGCGGAUAAGGAAGGGAAUACAAGACUGGCGGCGGAGAGUACGCCGGACUUGAGUGGUCGCCACAUUGACGAGAAUUUCAAUGCCGAAGCGCUGAGCACCACGUCCGGAAGCUCCAUUGAACCACGGAGUGAUUGCAGCCUCACCGAUCAUGAAAUCGGACUGGAUAAUGGCAAAUCCCAAUCCCUGCAAACGGACUUGGAAAGGGAAUCCGUGCUUAGUGACUACAUAGCCGCACACAUGGUGCCACUGCCGGACUUUUCAGCAUCCGUCACCGAAUCCGAGGAUGAUAUUGGAUCCAUCUCCUCGGGCAUGAUCGGAGACGGAAACUGGGAGGACAACUGGCUGUUCAAGAAGAAGCGCAGCUCGGCCACUCCGAGCAGCAUUGGCAUGCUGGUGCCGGCGCCGAGGGAGAAUGUACGUGCCCAGAUUGGGGAUAAGACCACCGACGAGGUGAGCGAUCUCUCGGAGAUAGGUUCGGACAUCGAGGAGAGCUCUCUGGAUCUGCUGCGCUGCAACGAUCUCAACGAUCGUCUGCUGAGCAAACACCUUAUUGGUGGACAAAACACCAAGAUGGUCCUCGACGAGCUCGUAGAUCGCACCAGUCUCACGUCUCAUACAUUGCCGGAGGAGAACGAGCCCGCAUUCACGGAGACAACCAAUGAGUUUGUGGUGUCCCCGAUGGCCAUGCCCUCUGAUAUAAAGGCGCCGUCUCCGACGCCACCUCCGCCACCAAUGAUAUUCCAGGAUGACUUAUUGAACGAGGAGACAGACCACACUCCCAUCGCAGCCCAAGGAGAAUCCGAGGAGCUGUCCAGCCUCGAUGGCUGCACUGGCUUUAGCACAGUCGAGUACAUCGAUGAGGGGCAGAUGCACGAUACUGUGCCAUCGGUGAUCGAGAUCUUGGCAGCCAUGGCCCUGGGACCCAUGCUAGCUGUUCCGGCAUCUGAACAGCCCGGUGCCAUGACACCCAGUGAGAUGCACACCCUCAAAGAACUGAGUGACUUGGCCCUCGCCGAGAUCAACGCUCGCACCGUGGACCUGGUGCACGCCCACUCACUGGACAUAAUUGAAGAGGAGAACACGGAACCUUCAGAAGCUGGCCCACAGCUACACCUUGACUUUGUCCCACAGCCACCGCUCGAAGAGAUUACAACUACUGACCAAACGGAUGUGCUUCCACCUCCUACACAAUUAAAGCUUAUAUCUGAGAUUGAACUGCCGCCGCCUAUAGAAUUGGUCCAAGAUAUCAAUUCUAUGGAAACGCAGUAUCCUGCAGCAAUUGUCCCUGAAUUAGAGAUUCCAGGACAGACUGCGCCUGUGGAAAUUGUUCCGGAGAUGAAAACUGAUGUAGAGUCCGUGCAGAUUGUCCCAGAAAUAACACCUCCUUUGGAUUUUGUACCAGAAGACCAAUCUAAUGUGGAAUCAAAUCAAGUAGUUCCAACAACAGAAUCUGAUGUUGUCCAUGUGCCACUGCAUGUGGAAUCUGGUCCAGAAAUACCAGUGCCAUUAGAAAUCGUACCAGAUCCCUUGGUAAUUGCUGACUCCGAACUACACUCAGUGGAUCCACCAGAAGCUAUAAAUGUCGCUUCGCUGGACUUGGAACCGCAAAAGCCUUUGGAUUGCGAUCCUGAAACUGUGCCAACUCUAGAACCUAUCGAGCUUAAUCCCGGAGCAGAAUCUAUAGGAGUGGAUCAAGGGCCCGUAACCAACGUGGUUCCAGGUGAUCCCACAGCAAGUUUAUCAGAAAAAAUUCCGGAAAUGAUUGCAGACCCCAUACCUGUCCCAGUAGACAAUGGUACACAAUUGGAUGAACUGGGAACUAUUGAAGCUGAUACAUCAGUCCCAAUGGAAACCGUUUCUGUAGUGGAACCCCAAGUGCCUGUGGAAGCUGACGCCGUAACUGAAUCUGAUCCUGUGAACUCACUCCAGCCGCUGGAUAAUGUUUUAGAGAUUCCACCUUCACCAGUGCCAAUAGAUUCAGAGCCUCUAAAUAUUGCAGCCGAUUCAUCGCUACCUUUAGAAGUCGCAGAGCCCGAGGAAUCAACUACUAUAGAAGUUGCUACAGUGGAUUCAACACAAUUUGUAGAGACGGAACUACCAACGGCCGUGGAAAGUCUAGUCUCUGUAGGAAAGCUUAAAGACGGUGAAUCUGUUGAUGUCAUAAUAGCAACUGACUCUAUCGUAGUAAGCCAGCCACAAGUUGAAGAAACUGUUAGACCAUCAGCUUCUGUGGACAUAGAUUCAGAAAAUCAAACAGUGGCACUAGUUUUCAAUGUUCCAGAAUCGCAAGCAAUAUCAGAAGAAGUCGUAUCGACAAUUGAAACGAUAAGUCCGCCACUUCCAACUGAAGUUGCCGUUCCAGUAAAGUCCAUUGACGUGGAAACUUCAGAGUCUUCAGGAGCUACAGAACCUGCCUCAGUUGAACAAUCAGAGCCCGUGGAUAUUGUUCCGGAAAUACACAAUGUCCCAGUUAACUCAUCUGAGCACUGUGAAUCGGUCCCUGAAGCGAAUGUGAAUAUACCACCUAUGGAAAUAGUUCCACUUGAGAAUAGCCCGUCCAUGGAACUUCAAGACGAAUUACCUCAAACAUUGGAAUCUAGUGCAGUGGAUCCCCCAGCAGCGCAGACCGUUGCAGUUGAUCCCUUACCGGUUACAGAAGUUGGUCCGGACGUAGUUCUUUUGGAACCCCCAUCGCUUGUGGAAACUGACCCAGAUACAAUGGCAAUAGAAAACCUUGAUCCUAUGGAAAUUAAGCCUGAACCAGAAUCUAGCGCAACAGAAAAUCUGACACCUAUCGAAAGUUUAGCUGAAGCGGAGUCCAUCGAUGUGAAAAACCAAAUUAAUUCGUCAAAUCAUGAACAGCAAACCAUAUCAGUAGAACCACAACCGACAGUCCCAAUGGAUACUAUACAGCCUAUUGAAAUCGUUGAAGAAGUAGCAUGCAACACCGUAGAUUUAAUAGCCACCACUGAAGCUAUUAAUGUUGAUCACUCAGAGCCUGGAGAAGCAGCUCCUAUAAGUGAAGUACUGGAAUCCCAUAGUUCUGGAGGAGAACUUCCUGAAGCGGACUCUCACACAAUAGAACCAUUACCAGCGGAAGUGAUCGAAAUGGUACCCCCAAUAUCUGCAGAAUCGCUGGCUCCAUCUGAAGCUGUUGAGCUAGUUUCUCCAUCUGCUAUUGUAUUGGAUAUCCAAUCACUAUUACCGGAACAACUGGAGCCCAUGGAAAAUGCAACUAAAAUUGAAAUUGAGGGCAUGGUAUCACCAGCACCCGUGGAGAUUGUUCCUACCACAACAGAAGAUUUACUCCAAGCUGAAUCCAUAGUGGAGACCGCUUGUCCCGUUCCAACGGUAGAGGAAGUAAAACCCAUGGAAGAUUCAACAGCUGCUAUAGAUAAGGCACCACAGAUAGCACCUAUUGAAGAAGAAAGUUCUCAACAUUCGGAAAAGGAAACUCCAGAGUCAGUGGAAGUGGGUUUGGACACACCAAAUGUGACUGUUGUAAUAAGCACGACUCUUGAAGUAACUCCUACGGCUACGGAAGCUGUCAGUAUCCCUACAUCAGAUGGAGCAUCAACAGUAACGCCUGAACCUCCUAAAAAUAAUUGUGAGACUGCACCUCUAGCAGCUAAAGAAAAAGAACCAAAUGAAGCUAUAGAGACGCAAUCGAUCACUGCUGAUAUCACACUUCAUGAUGAAAUUGUUUCUCAACAUGGAAAUCUUGAAGCCUCCGAACCGCAAGCAUCGAUCGCAAACCUCAACGACAUGGAAUCUAAAGAAGGUUUAGAAGUUCCUGUAAAUGUAUCACAGUCUAAAGAAGAUGAUAUUCCGACAGAACCCAUCGCAGUGGAUGUUGCAGUUCCUGAAGAAGUUGCUCCCCAAUGCGCAGUGGUCGAAGUAGGAGUAUCAGAGCCAGAAGAAGGAACGCCUGCGACAAAUAAUUUAACUUCAGGUGAAAAUCCACCAGAGGCAGUGUCGGAAUUGGUGGCUGAAGAACCAACACUGCAUGAGGAAAUACAUACAGAAUCCGGUGAAAAUGAUUCCCAAAAAAGUACUGAUGCAGAGGAUUUACAUGAAUGUAAUAUGGAAGCCGAAGAAAAAGUGGAUCCCCUACCGGCUGCAGCAGAAGUUGCUCCAGACAUAAUUACCUUAGACCCCCCAUCGCUUGUGGAAGUUAGCCCGGAUACACAAGCAAUGGCAAUAGGAAACAUUGCUCCUUUGGAUAUUAUUCCAGAACCGGAAUCCAUGGAAAUUGAGCAACCAGUACCUGUGGAAAAACUAGAGUCUAUCGUAGUGGAGAGUGAGCCUGUAGCAAUUGAUCAUCCAGCGCUGUUGGAACCAUCAGUUUCUGCAGAAUUCCAAGAUAAAGUUGCUUCAGCACAGCAACAAGUUCCAGAAAAUAAAUCCGUCGAAGAGGAUUCACCAAAAGUUAGUAUAGGGGAAGAAAUACUUACAAUGGAUCCUAUUACGCCUGCAGAUGUGGUUUCUGAGGAACCAAUACCUUCUAGUGAAGCCACCUUAGUUGAAGUAAUAGCUUCUGAACCAUUAAAAACUGUGAUUGAACCAGUUUCAGUAUCUCAAUCGCCAACUAUUGAAGACACAACGCCGGAGGAAGUGACUCAAUCUGUCGCCGUGGAUACAACAGAUACCGAAGUCGCAUCGGCGGACCCCAUCCAAAUUGAUCAAAAAGAACCACCUGUUCAGGUCCAACUCGUUUCUCUAAUCGAAACUAGCGAUCCACAAGAAUCACCAAAAGAUACUGCGCAGGUCGAAGGUGAUUCAGUGGAUCAGGCAACCCUUCCGCAAGAUUCGGAGACAGAUUCAAUCGCAGUGGAGCCAUCUAUUCCUGUCAAGCAAAGCGAAGAUUCCCUAGGGGACCCACCAGCAAGUGCUCAGAAUGUGCUAGACGUAGGACCUGUUGAAGUCAAUCAAUCGGCCCCAGAGGAAAUUUCUGGGAGUGAUUCUGUCGCAGUGGAACUGUCGAAUCCUGUGGAGCGAAUCUUAGAUUCUUUAGGAAACACAGAUUUGGGGGCAGAGACAGAAUCUGCAGGCGCAGAUACUGAAAUCUGUGUGGACCCAAACACUCCUGCAAAGAUUGCAAGCCUAGAAAUCAAUGAACUGGAAAUAGUAACUUCCGAGGUGAAGGAGGAUCCGUUGGUAGAAUCGACGACCAUCGAUGAACAACCAUCGGCUGUUUUGGAGCCCUUAGUUUUGAUUUGCCAAGCGGAAUCUACAAAUCUGGAUCAUGCACUAACAGAGAACCUUGUUCCUCAAGAACAAUCAGUUCCUAAAUCGUUACCAACUAAUUUAACCAUACAAACACAACCUACGGACUUGGAGACUCAACCAUCUACGGAACCUAUUCUAGAAACGGAAACUGUGGAUGUAGAAGAGGUGAAACCAGCUGACAUGGGAGAUUCAACAGUAGAUAAGUCGCAGGAAACUGAGGAAAUGGUUUUGAAAUCGGAGAGCUCCAAGGGGGAACCUUUAGAAGCUACUGAGUUAGUCACUCCGGAGCCAGUUGUGUACGGAGUACCUAAUUCCGAAACGGAAUCUACCUGUGCAGAUUCAAUGAUAUCCGUUAACUUGGUUCCACAACUAGAUUCAGUUCCUUUGUCUGAACCAGAGAAUUCUGAACCGCAUGCUUUUGAGAACCCCAUUCCAGAAUCAGUUUCGAGCACUGAGGAUUUACUAGAACCUGCACAAGUUCUUUUACAAGAAGAUCCUGUCGAUAUGGAAAACCUACCGGGCGUGCCAAUUGUUCCUGAUGUAUGCGCCCUUGAAUUGGUACCCUCUCCUGUCGGAGUCACUACUCAAUCUGUAGAUACAAACGCCAUAGUUCCUGUGGAAACUUCGCCUAUGGAUGUUGAAAGUACUCCAGAUUUACAAGCUGAAGCAUUGGAACCUCAAGAGUCCGUGCCUGCAGCACCAGUAGAGGUUGUUCCGGAAACAGAACAUCUCACAGAGGAAACAAAAAAUGAAACGGCAAAAAAGGUUGCAGAACCAGCCAUCCCAGUGGAAAUUGUUCCAGAAGAACAACUUCUAUCAUCAGGAAAUAAUGUUCCGGUGGAAAAAGAUACUUCAUCCGUACCAGUUGAAACUCCUUCCGAUACAGUAUCUAUUCCAGUGAGUGUGGACACCGUGGAGCAAAAGGAGAGUAACGUUAGUGAGGAACCGCAGUUUGGUGAAGAUAUUUUAAAGAAAGAUGAUGCAAUAUUAGCAUCAGUAACUGCGAAUGCGGAUUUAUCAAGCGAUACCCAACUAGCCAGUAUAGACCAAGAAUUAAAGGAUGCGGGAACAGAAGGUUCCAUUGCGGAACGCGAGGUGAAGAAGUGGUACAACGCCGUUGAGAUGCCAAAUAAUCCGUACUCCCCGGAGGCCCUGAAGCAGCGCAUCAGUGGCACCCAGGAGCGCUACAUGGAUGUGCCCAACAUCAGUCCGAGUGCUGAGCAAAAGGCACUGGCAUCGGCGCUGACGGAAAAUCCGGAUCCGCCAGCGCCCAAAGCGGAUUAUAAGCGCUAUAGCCGCGACUACUACAUCAACAAUGCUCCAACAUCCCCUGACAGCACGGGGAGUGGAAAGGCCGCCACGACCAGCGCAGCCGAGGAUGUGGAGGACAUCGUGAUCAACGAGGUAAAUCAAGAACCAGAACCACAUCCACCGCAUGGCCGCAUUUCAAGUGGCGCUCAGAGCACCGCUGCCGACCUCUCUCAUUGGACCCUAUCCACGCCAGUGCGACGCAGUAGCUCACUAAAGUUCAUUAACAGCCGCCCCUUCCACUCCCCCUCCCCCUCGCUGGGCUACGAGAGAUCGGUGCCCCUCGAGAGACCUUCGACCUCGGCGUCCCAUUACCGCGAAUCGAGUUUGGGUUUGGGUGACGACGACGACUUUGACCUGAGAUCGCAGCGCUCCUGGCGCAGCAGCUACAGUUCACUGCCCAAGCGACACACGCAGUCCUCGCUGAGCCUGCACAGCAAUGGUAGCGGGGUGUCCUUCGGCUCGUCCGUGUCCAAGAGACGUCCAGCGGCAGGUGGGCCCUCCGCCGGCGUGCUCACCCAGUUCGAAAAGCAGCUGCUGCACAAGGACCUCAAGCGGAAUAGCUUCCGGGCGGUGUCCGCCACGUCCAAGGACUUUGUCAUGAAUCCGCUCUUCGAGAGCGAGCCGCUGGGCGGGAAGACGGCCCUGCGGCCGGAGACGGAGGACCAGGGCGACUCGGGGGUGGACAGCUGCCUGAACGGCUUCAGCGGUGCGGACGCCAAGUACAGCAACAAUAGUCUGCUAUUCUAGGAACUCUGGGGAUCGUUUGGGUCAUAGGCCCCACGGAUAUUUGCCAAAUUACGCAUAGCUUAGUCAAACAAAUAGAUGUUAAACACUAGUCAGUAUAGCAAAGCCAAUUUCUCUGUACAUAGCAAUUAGGAUGGGCAUCGGCGGGAAUAGAAAUUACAAAAUUACAACAAUACUGAAACACGGGAAAUGAGGCAGGCACAGAAUCUCCCGCACUGGAGGGGCAACCGAUUCCUACCUUUCCACUGCACCAGCACCUGUUGCACCAACCACGCCACGCGAAUGAGAGGGUCGAGCUAGUGUUCUGAUCGUAGCUUUAGUUAAUACCACUUACGUAAUGCUAAUGCCCUAGAGUAUGCAACGUUUGUUUUUAAUCAUUAUACUUGCUGUUAAUUUUAUGAAAUAAUAUGAUAAAUCCUGUACCGUAUCUGUAUGCACACCGCUAACGCUCUUUCCAACGAAACACCAUACACAUAUGCCUAGCGAUAUCUAGAAAUCUAUAAUGCAGUAAUUCCAAAUAAAGCCAAACAAUAAACCAACCAACAAACAAAGC
Drosophila sechellia is the source of this 9487-nucleotide messenger RNA. RefSeq names its product Myosin-7a binding protein (gene M7BP). The coding region runs from base 604 to 8937 and encodes 2777 amino acids. The transcript has 12 exons. Lineage: Eukaryota; Metazoa; Arthropoda; Insecta; Diptera; Drosophilidae. The record is from RefSeq and is a predicted model, not a curated record.